Molecule: messenger RNA, 4253 nt
Organism: Quercus robur (English oak)
Lineage: Eukaryota; Viridiplantae; Streptophyta; Magnoliopsida; Fagales; Fagaceae
Exons: 14
Coding region: 74-3988 (1304 amino acids)
Biological process (GO): regulation of cell cycle
Cellular component (GO): nucleus
Molecular function (GO): protein binding
Source: RefSeq, a predicted model, not a curated record
UAAACCAAACACUGCUCAUUUCCUCCAUUUUUUUUUUCUUUCGAAAAUCUCAGAAACUCAUUCUCGCAUUUUAAUGGCGAAACCUAAGGAAGACGAGAAAUUGGACGGUUUGGAAAUCAAUUCCAUUGGAUCUCUGUACAGCGGGACUUGGGACAAGAAGUACUGGAGCAGCUCUAGGGGAAAAGAUCGAUAUCCUUAUCCUGUAGGGUAUCAAGUUGUUCGAGCAUAUAAUGGGAGCACAUAUAAAAUUGAAAUUCAUGAAGGUCCCAAGGGGCCUUCGUUUGUGAUUUCUUCUGAUGGACAUUCAUGUUCUGGGCAAACUCCAGAUAUUGCAUGGGGGAAAUUUCAAAAGAAUGGUUGCCCUCGCACAAAGACAUUGAAUGGCAAGAGAUUUUCAAGCAAAAUAGAUGGGGUGGAGUUUUUUGGGUUUAAAAAUCAAUUAGUCCAAAGACUACUUCGGGAACUGGUGGCAAAUGUCAAUGGAACUGCAGAGCGAAGUUUGCUUUCCUCCAACUUCUGCAAUGGGGCUUCUAGAACUGAUCAUGACAUUCGACACCCAGAUGCGUGUACAGUUCCUGAUUUGCUACCAUUUUUGGCAAAACCACAGAACACAGGAAAGAGAAGUAGGAAACGUGAAAUCAUAAGUGCAAAGGCAGUUAAUGGGGCUAGACUUAAAAGAUCCCGACCUCAGGAUCUAGUUUAUGAUACUGAUACUUCAAGAUUAACACAAGAGAAUCAGAGGAAUUAUAAUCGUGGGUGUUUCAUGCCUGCCUCUGCUUCAGAAGAAGAGUAUGACGUUUGUAAACAUCCAGGGGCUUUACCAGCAUCAGUGCACUUAAUAUCUGGAAGCAGAACAGGGGCUUUACCAGCAUCAGUGCACUUAAUAUCUGGAAGCAGAGGAGAAAAGAGUCACAUAUCAGUCAAAGAUGAGAUGCCAUUGGAUUCUAUUGGCUUCUCUGAUCAUCUCAGAGAGGAAGUUGUCCCCACUCAAGAAGAGAGGGAGCUCGAUGAUUCUGAGAAUUGUAAAUCUGCCGGAAUCACCAACAACUUGCCUGCAGAGGAGAAACCUCUUGGUAGGUUGCUAGAUACUGAGGUGGAGUACAAUUUUCAAAUUGCAACAGAAAACAAAAAUGGAAAUGCAUUUAUUUCAAAAGACUCUCCAGGUGUUCAGGGUGUUGAUCUAUGUGCACCGGAUACCUUUGAGUGUAUGCAAGAUAAUACUUCUAAUUCUGCUCAAAGUUCCCAUGAUAAGAGUACAUACAGUGUGAAAGAAGCGUUAACUGCAGCUGACUUGAUCAUUUCUGAGGGGUUGGUAGAUGAAUCACAUCUACAGGAAGAAAUAGUCACAUCUAAUUCCAAUGCGAAUUCUGAAAAGAGUGAUUGUGAUUCCGUUGGUCAGGAAAUGGUCAAGUCAAUGAUGACAUUUCUGCUUCCACAAGCAGUUCCUUUGCUCAAGAAUUCCUCUAGGAAAAAAAAGGCUCCAGUUAAGUCUCAGGGGGAAAAUACUGAAGGCGCAUACUUUGAAGAUAUCCCACCUGCUGUAACACUUACGAACAAUGUAUAUUUGGAAAAGGAUGAAAGGAUGCAUAUCCAAAGUACAGCUCUUGGGUCUGGACCAAGUUUUGAACAUACCAAGUCUGUUGUUCCUGACAGUUAUGAGGAUGAACAAUGUGGGGAUCUUGUAACUAAGCAGGUGAUACUGUCUUCUGAUAUUGGUGAAGCCGAUCUAGUUACUUUUGAUAAAGACACCUGUCCUUCCAACACUUGGGACACUUGGGGACAGCUUAUUGGGCAGAAUAAGCCAUCAGGCUCUCAUGUUGAAACCAAUGGGAGCAAAGACAUCCUUUGUUACAAUGAAGUGCACGUGACUCUGAAUGAAAAGCCUCAGAAGGGUGAUGGAUGUGUAUCUGAGUCCAUUUUGGCUUGCACAUCACAUGGCAAUAAAAUUCUUCCCAAAAACAUUAAUUCUUGUGCUACCUUGGAUGAGAACCUGUUAGAAGUUGAAAUCCUUUCCAAGGAAAACCACCUCAAUACUGUACCUGAUUGUACUGAAGAUAAUAAUACAAGUGACACUAACCAAAGAGCCGUGAUUAAUUCAAAAAUAUCAUCCAAGGAAAUCAGUGUCAAGAGAGCGGUUGCUGAACCUGGCAUUACAUUCUUUACUCAAACACCAAAUAAAGUGUAUAACCGAAAAAAGGUCCAAAAGAUAUCUCCGUUAUCAAGUAAAAAUAUUGUUCCACUCUCAGAAAGUAUCAUAUGCAGAAACCAUGGAGAGCAUCUUGACCCUGAAACAGAUCCUGCCACUGGAACUUUGCUUGCUUCGGAGAUUCAUCAGUUGAAUUCUUCUGAUGACAAAUCAAGUAAAAGGGACUUAUUUGGAGCUCAAGUCAGGCUUGGAGGACAAUUGCAUGGUUCACACACACAGAAUAUGACUAUUAAUACCAAUAUUGCAAAAUACAAUACAGCUGCUGCUAUGUCACAAAAUCAAGCAAUGUCUUUUGCCUCUGAUGACAAGGAUACUUCAUAUGUUUUUCAACCAUCUGGUUCACAUGUAGAAAAAUCUCAAGUUCAUUUUGACGACAAGCCGGUUGGGAACCGGGAUCCUUUGGAUCCAAAUAGUCCUACUUUAUUUCUGAAUCAGAAUACUAGCUUCUGUGAAAAUAACACUUCGAGUGUCAAAGGUGUUCCAACUAGUUUAGACAUUAAACUUCACAGGAAUUUGGAGCUUAAUAGUGAGCUAAAUGGCAUUGUUGAGCUUGUGGGAUGCUAUGUCCACCCCAUGCCUGUUUCUUCAGUAUUCUUGAGCACCAAGGAUAAUGAAAUCUACAUUUGUGUUUUAUGUGGCCUUCUGGUGGAUAGAGACAAAACCCUAUUCAUCUAUAAGUUAUCAAAAGAGGAACCAAGAGUAGGAUGCCCUUCUUUUGUUGGUCACACGUCCAUAACAUUGCCGAGUCUGAAAGAUUAUUUUGGUAGAGAAGUUGAACUGGAAAGAUCUGGUUUGCAGUUUACUCCAGAUGGCCAGCUUCUUGUUUUAUUUGACAGCAUAAAAACACCUUAUUGCAGGGAAGGGAAAAUCCAGUGCUUGUGUUCAACAUGUAAAUCAGACUGCUUCAAGGACAAUGCAGUAAAGAUUGUGCGAGUAAAAUUUGGUUAUGUUUCAGUUAUUGUAAAAUUGACAACAGUUGACAAUUUGCAGUGUAUGUUGGUUUGUGAACCUAAUUAUCUUGUCACUGUUGGAGAGAGUGGGAGACUGCACCUGUGUGUCAUGAAUUCAACAUGGAGUGCACGGACAGAGGAAUUUAUUUUCCCACCUCGCGACACCGCCUCUCCUGGCAUAAUGGAGUUGAAGAGAAUUCCAAAGUGCGCUUCGCUAGUUGUGGGUCAUAAUGGUUUUGGGGAAUUUAGUAUAUGGGAUAUUUCUAAACGUAUCUUUCUGUCAAGUUUCUCUGCUCCAAGCUCUACAAUUUAUCAAUUCUUUCCAAUCAGUUUGUUUAGUUGGAAAAGAAAAGGCCCUGUUUUUAGCAAUUCUAGUGUUGAUGAAAAUGCCAAAGGGAUUAUGGCUGCAACAAAAAUGCGGUUCUCAGAUAACAGUGAGAAUAGCUCUUUUCUUCCAUUAAAUGGGGAAGAUAUAGCUGUCUGGCUCCUUGUCUCAACUAUUUCUAACUCUGAUGCUCAAAUUAUACCAAGUGAGUGCCAAAAUGAUUCGGUAGGAUGGUGGAGGCUAGCUUUAUUGGUGAAAGAUAUGGUUGUGCUGGGAAGUGCAUUGGAUCCAAGGGCUGUUGCUAUUGGUGCAUCAGCUGGUCAUGGGAUUAUUGGCACAUGUGAUGGACUAGUGUAUAUGUGGGAAUUAUCAACAGGAACUAAACUUGGCAUGUUGCAUCAUUUUAAAGGUGGCAGUGUUUCAUGUGUUGCUACUGAUGAUUCAAGGGCAGGUGCUUUGGCAGUAGCUGGUGAUGGGCAGUUGCUGGUUUAUCUGCACACUCAAUGAAAUUCAUCAUCUUAACAAGGGGACAGAUAUGCCAUUUUUUUGUUCCGUCAGCUGUAAUUAAUAUUCUUCAGGCAGUGCAGCCUAGAUUCCUAUAGCUUCGGUUCAGCUUGGUUACAAAUGUACAUUGUUCAAUUUGUUCAUAUGUUCCAUUGAUCUUGAAGAGAUACUGGAUCAAACCGGAUCCAUUUUUGAAAAUGGGGUAUAAAGUUCACUAUCUUUCUUUUCACAAACAAUCAAUUUCUCCCUUAAUAUUUCCCUUUUCUGA